Messenger RNA from Artibeus jamaicensis (Jamaican fruit-eating bat), 7286 nucleotides. RefSeq names its product lysophosphatidylglycerol acyltransferase 1 (gene LPGAT1). NCBI's taxonomy places the organism in Eukaryota, Metazoa, Chordata, Mammalia, Chiroptera, Phyllostomidae. The transcript has 8 exons. Gene Ontology annotation, cellular component: endomembrane system. Bases 244 to 1356 code for a protein of 370 amino acids. The record is from RefSeq and is a predicted model, not a curated record. Gene Ontology annotation, molecular function: acyltransferase activity.
CCGCCGCUUCCUCCUUGCUGCCCCUCCCCACCAGCCCGGGGAACAGGGCCGGCCCUUGGGGGCAGAGAGUCCGCGCCGCCGGGGACGGGCGCGGGCCGCGCCGCAGCCGUAGCGGGGCCGGGUCCCGCUGCUGCCUCUUUCCGCCGGCCGCGCCGCCGGCCAUGCAUUCUUCCGGCUCCUCAGGCUCCCGUAGCCCGGGCCCGGGCCCGGCCGGCCCGAGGCAGGACGGACUCCAAUGUGAGAAUGGCUGUGACUUUGGAAGAAGCUCCGUGGCUGGGCUGGAUCUUGGUGAAAGCCCUGGCGAGGUUUGCCUUCAUGAUGGUCAACAACCUGGCUGCAAUUCCAUCCUACGUCUGUUAUGUGAUUAUACUUCAGCCCCUUCGAUUGCUGGACAAUAAGUGCUUCUGGUACAUUGAAGGAAUCAUGUAUAAAUGGCUUUUAGGCAUGGUGGCUUCUUGGGGAUGGUAUGCUGGAUAUACAGUGAUGGAAUGGGGUGAAGAUAUUAAAGCCAUUUCACAAGAUGAAGCGGUGAUGUUGGUGAACCAUCAGGCAACCGGAGAUGUGUGCACUCUGAUGAUGUGCCUCCAGGACAAAGGACGGGUUGUUGCUCAGAUGAUGUGGUUAAUGGAUCAUAUUUUUAAGUAUACAAACUUUGGAAUUGUUUCUCUGAUUCAUGGAGACUUCUUUAUAAGACAGGGAAAAUCUCACCGUGACCAACAACUUCUUCUUCUCAAGAAGCACCUAGAAAACAAUUACAGGAGCAGAGAUCGAAAAUGGAUCGUCUUAUUUCCAGAAGGGGGCUUCCUCAGGAAGAGACGAGAAACAAGUCAGGCAUUUGCCAAGAAAAAUAACUUGCCAUUUCUUCAACAUGUCACUCUGCCAAGGGUUGGAGCAACAAAAAUUAUUUUGAACGCACUUGUGGCACAACAAGAAAAUGGGAGUCCAGCAGGAGGAGAUGCUAGGAAACCAGACAGCAAAUCAAAAGGCAUCCAGUGGAUAAUUGAUACAACCAUAGCUUAUCCCGAAGCUAAACCCAUAGAUAUUCAAACCUGGAUCCUCGGAUACAGGAAACCGACAGUCACACACGUGCAUUACAGGAUCUUUCCAAUUAAGGAUGUACCCUUGGAGACUGAUGGCCUUUCUGAUUGGCUCUACCAACGUUUUAUUGAAAAAGAAGACCUCUUAUCGCAUUUUUAUAAAACAGGGGCUUUUCCGCCUCCCAAGGGCCACAAGGAAGCCGACUGCAGGGCGAUGACGCUCAGCAACGUGUGGAUCUUCCUCAUACAGUGUUUUGCGUUUUUGUCGGCCUACAUGUGGUACAACACCCUGCGGUAUUUCUACCAUUGCCUGUUUUAGGACUCGGACUGGUCACAGUCACCAUAGGAAUUCAGACUUCCGUGAGUGUGUAUUAUUUUACAUGUGCAAAUCAGAAUAUUAAACAAAAACAAAGGAAAUUCCAUGGAUGGAUGAAUAUUUAUCCCCCUUUGGGAUAUUUUAAAACUCUGUGAAAAGGAGGAUCAGUAAUAUAAUGACCUGCUAGUAUGUUGUAAGGACUUGUCAUGUUUGAAAAACAUACACUCUACCACACAUCUAAGCGACCAUCACCUUUGGAGAAGAGGAAAUCACAAGAUCAUCCUAGAAGACUGAGAGGAAUUCUGCUGCGGCAGAUACUUGAUCGUCCAGUUCAAGCGUCGUCCUCCCGGCCAGUGUCUCCACGAGGGCAGUGCUGUGAGGUGGCCUCACUCCCCCAACGUCUGCUGAGUUACGAGUGACCUCGAGGGGCGCUGGCUGGCACCCUCUGAAGACCUGCCGCCCUGUCGUUUGCCGUGACACGCCAGUCCUCACCAAGUCAGUGAGGUUCAGGGUCAGGCAUGUCGGGGGGCGGGGGCGGUGUCCGGCGGACACAUCCCCGUUCUGGAACGCGCUCUUCCAGAAGGCUCGCCCAGUCUGUGUUUACACGCGUGAGUGCUUUCCCGUGUGGGGGUGGGCACUCGGUUUCUCCUUUUGUACAGAAGGUAUAUUGUAGAUUGACCAUUGUUUCCUACAAAAUGCACUUUUAUCAGAUGCAUCUAUAGCAAAGGACUGGGAUACAGCCUGAACACAGAUGUAAUCAGGGAGUGGGCUUCUUCAGAGGCCGUCUCGUCCGCGUGUCUUACCUGUGCGCCCGCGCCGCCCACGUCGGGCGCCGCACCCAGCUGAGACUUCUGUCCCGCUCAGUGGCUUUGUUUGUUUUAUCUUAAUUUUGGUAUAUUAGCACCAAUUUGGGGAUGGUUGAAACAAAUUCAUGCAAAAUAUUUAAAUGAUUAAUAUAUGGUAAAAUAGGCUAGUUUAUUAGAAAAACAAGAGCUACAGCCAGGCUUAAAAUGGUGACCGGUUGUCACAUGGCACCCCCAGAACCUGUCACAUCAAGGAGCUGCCCAUGUUGGUGUGGCAUGACCAGGAGAGAGACCAGCACACGAGGCUUUGCAGUCUUUUCCAGUCGCUUUUGGAGAAGAUAAAGUCCAGUGUCUAUUUCUAGAAGGCAUUUUUUUUUUUUAUUUGUCACUGUCUUCAUACAGUUUACCUCACAGUAGAACCAAACUCUUCUCAAAAAGUGCUGGCACCGCCUCGGGCGUCACCAGCGCUCCCUACGUGGAGCACGUUCUUGGUCCGGGGUUGUAAGACUCCGAGCUCCUAGUGGGUCAGUGGUCAUUCCCUGUGAUGUGAACAGCGUAGGUCCCCGCUUUGUCACUAAUCAUACAAAGGACAGUUCUGAGAAGGAGGCUGAAGAGUAAAAGUAAAAGGCUGAUGUUUUUUGUUUUUAAGUAAACCAAAAAAACCCUGAGAAGAUGGAAGGUUUUUCUCGGUGAUGUGGGAAAGGCGAAGCCACGCCAAAUUCAGGCCCACGCAGCCUCAGCUCUGGGUUCACCCCCUGCGUGUGUGCAGAGCGCGGCACGUCCACAGAAAUACCUCACUGACAGCAGGCUGCUGCUAAGAGGCAGGGCCAGCGGCCCUGUGUGUGGCUUGGGAACAGGUCACAGGUGCCACUUCUGUGCAAGCUGAGCACUUCUUUACGUGUUUUGCAGCGAUGGUGAGUAGGCAAAACCCACCUCAGCUUAGAAGUACAGAUAAGAUAGGAAGCCCAAUAGAAGCUGAAACAUGCUUCUGUUUGAGGCCCAGCAAACGCUGCUGGAUGACAGGGUGAACUGGAAUUGUUCAUCUGAGAGGUUAGCCAGCCGUCCAGGGGAUAGUUGCUCGCUGUCAAGCGUGGCAGACACAGUCCUAGCUGUCAGACCUUGUCCUCGUUGUUAAAGCCAACCAUGGGCAGAGUGGCCGGUCCUCCUGUCAGAGACGGCGAGAAGGGCCCGUGUGCACGCAGGCUGGGGCCGCUCGGCCGUCACUGUGCUCCAAAGGAACGUGGCGUCGUUUCAUACACUGUACACAUUAAACAGUCUGUUCUUUAAGACGCUUUACUCUUCAAGUGCGGUCAUUUCAGCAGCCUCUAGAGUGACAAAUGCCAGUAGAUGUGUGAGUCAGUUUUUGCACAUAAAUCUGUGAGUUGUAAAUAGACAUGUGUUUGAUCUGCCCUGCCCACUUCGGUUCUUUACCGACAUGCUCCCCCUUCUGCUUGAGAGCAUUGCCAGCGCUUUCCUUACCCAGAGAAACGGGGGUCCUCUGGCUCGCACUGGGGGACGUGAAGAGAGAAUCGGUGCUCUAACGCUGCUGUCGGGGAAGCAGCAGGAUGCCCCUGUACGGAGCUGAGUAAAAAUGCCUGCCCUGUCCUUCCUUUGCAAAAUGAGAUGGGAGGAGUCUAGUGAACAUCCAUUUUGUCCAGUGGAGAGAAGAUAGCACUGUGCCAGUUUUCUACCUGUAGCUUUUAGAAUCCCCGCUGUCCUGCCUAGAGCCCCACGACAGACGGGUGUGCGAACUCCCCGUGCUGGCUCCUGGAGCCCCAGUGGCGAACAUCUGCCCGGCCUCAGGUGGGUGCAGGGACUACAGAAGUGACCAUCCCAAAAUUCACACUUAACUUCAGAAACUAUCGUUGGUGUUCAAAUAUAUGACAUUGUAGAGAAGCCUGUAGGCCAGUGGAAGGUCAAGAGAAAUUAUAGAGUGGAAAUGAUGUCUUGAGUAGUCAUGCCAACCAGUUGAGAAUCUAAAUCGUAGAGGUUUUUUUUUUUUUUAAAGAUAACUGUGAUUUGAGAUCCUCUUGUUAUCUAUCAUAUUUUAAAAUUACAACCAACCCUUAAUUUUCUACAGUAAAGGAACUAGAGAUUACCGAGUAAUUAUUCCACUAAUAAGUCAUAGGAAGCCAAAAAUCUAAUUGUGUUUAGAAGUUUGAAUAUUUAUUCUCAUCACACUUUUUUUCUUCCUGGAUGCUUACUGAUUUUAAAAAGUGAUUUGAGUUGUUUAUUAGUUCCUCUUGCUUAUUUAUUUAUAAGCAAGAAGAAGAAACACAAAAACCUAAAUAAUGCAUAGACUUAAAGGGGAAAUCCUAAUAAUCAAGAGUUGGCAGUAUUGCAGUUGUUCUCAAGCGUUUUUAUGAAAAUGAAACAUGAAAUCACCAAGUGUAAACCUCAGAACAUCACUCUAGUGCUCAUAUCAUGUGGGCCAGUGUUGAGAACGCCUCUUCCUUCUUUGCUCACGUUCCUCUCACUUCUAGUGAAUUUGUCUUAGUGAGGUUUUCUGACAAUCACUUCCCUAAAGACUCUUCUGAACUAGUGGGACCUGGUUAUAAUCAUAGAACGUAGCCUUUAAUCAUGGAUAGUUUUAUUGGAUUCUUUUUGUAUUGAAGAAAAUUUUAUUUGCACUACUGCUUGGGAGGAAGAGUUAGUUAUUUGAUCCAUUACGCAGGACUCCCUCCAGAGUUACCAUUACUGGCAUAGCAGCUCCGGUCCACAAAGGACAGAUGGGAAAGGUUAGUCUCAUUUGUUGCCACGUAGGGCUGUGAGCCUUGCUUCUGGUAACAUGAAAAGCAAAGUCAGAAGCAGCCCGGGGCAGCAGGAAUCCUGGGUCACUGUAUGAGGGGGAAUAAACUAACAUGUUUGGGACCAAAACCACCGAAGUCGGACCUUUCUGGAUCACGGGGGGCCGGGCGUUCUCUGGAGUGGCCUCUGGACGGUGCUUUGUUGUGCUCGUUCCGCAUCGAUCUCCAGCACACGGGGACUGGACCCUGGGCAUGAACCGCAGGUGCAGACCUGUUGGGGCAGUGUGGCUGAUGGAAGAUAAAAUGUGUUUUUCUGCAAAAUUUCCAUGUGCGGAUUUUUACAUUUAAUAUUUUUUUAAAACAGUUUAAAGAGCAAAAAAAAUUUUGUGUAUUCUAGUUGCAAAAUAUGCACACAUAUUUUGAAUGGCUUUAUUUUUAUUGUGUAAAACUGUUGAACACACGUGUCUGGGAUGCACACAUUUCUUACGUGUAAGGAGUCCGUGCAUUUCACAGGGACUUCUGUUCUGACUGGGUAAUGAAGCAGUUACACAUCGGACUGCCGCGGUUGUGUUAAGUGCUCUCUUUUUCUUUGCAGUUAUCACAAAGUUGUAUUUAUUUUAUACAGUUGGAUUUCUGUUUCCUGAUGCCAUAAUGUUUACUUCAGCUCAAUGACCUGUCUUGCUCUGUGUGUCUCUGCAUGUUGUGACAAUGAUGAGAAUGAGUGUAAGGGCUGUGGCACCUGUAACUUUUGUGAAGGGCUGGUCACACGCGGAUCUGGUUUGUGAAUGCAUUGGAGUUAUUUCAGUAACCAGAUUACCUUUUCAGAAAUUGAGAUGUGAACACCAAAAGAAGCAUUUUCUCAAUAACAACAACAAAAAUUAAUAGCUGGUUCUAUUUUUUUUACCCUAGAAAAAAUAAAGUUGAUUUUUUUCAAGUGAAGUGCUUUUAAUUCUGAGUGGGGGUGGGGUGUUUGUGUUUCGUUGGAGCUGUUUGACCUGAACACCUGUAGACAUGCAUGUGGAAGAUGCCAUGGCAGGUGGAUGCUGAGGGCCGACUGGAAAACCAAGUGAAAAUCAGUCUUCCUUUGGUUUUCAACUCUCGCCCCUCCCCCUUCCCUGUUCUUCCCAUCAGUGGUGUACUGGCAAAGGCUUCCCAGUCUGCUCUCCUGGGGGAAAAGACUUGUAUACAAGGGCACAUGUCAUAAAUUUUGAUGAUAGUGAGGAUUUUAUAGCACAAUUAACAGAUAAUAAGAUGUACUUUAUUGUAAAUUCCAUAAAGCCAGUUGAUUCUGCCAGGGUGCUGUAAUUGAUUUUUGCUGAACUCUUUGGCUAGUUAUGAAUGUUAUCCAACCGAUAUUUGAAAAAUGGAAUUAUAUCCUAAUCCACUCAUUUCUCGGAUUUGUCAUUCAGUCUAAUAUGUGAUCUACUGUUCAGCUAUUUCUUAGCCUUGUACAAAUUAUACUCUUUUAAGUGAACCAGUUUUAGCUUCAGCACCAAAGGGAAGUAUAUAUAAUUUAAUCUUAACAACAACCGGCAAAAUUCUAAAACAGUUGGCUUUCUUGCUUGAGCUGGUAGGAGAUAUCUGUGGCCCACCGCUGCCCAGUUCUGUUUUAUUAUUUUUGUUUUGUUUUGUUUUUUUAAGCUGUUCGUGUUGAAUAAACUUUUCACAGUUAAUUCACUCACUGCUCUUGGUAAAUUCCUAGCUGUGACCUGGCAAAGGGACCUUUAAGGGUAGGAAAGCAUUAACCAUCAUUUCCACAGAGCAGGCUUUGGAUUUUUGGAGAAUGUGACAAAAAGCAACUUUUCCUGAACUGCAUGUAAAGUUUGCGUAUUUUUAAAGUUGGUUCUGUGCUUUCAUUUUUCAAAGUAAACUGGGAUUUAGGCUUCUCUAAGAUUUUGUUCUGAGCAUUUAAAAUGUUUUUGUUUCUAUGUUCCACCCCACUGGAAAUUUUGAAGUGGAUUCAGAUGUCUCACACAGUCUACACAAUGAGUUCAGUAGUGACAGUUCAGUCUGCCUCUCCUCUUUCCUUUCUGGGUUUAGGAUGCUGAUCUGGCGAAGCUGUAAUUUUUCCCCUGGAAGUGGUUUCCGUGGAAGACGAAGAAUAAACGGGGCAGAGGCCUGAAAGCUAGUUCCAAUCCGAGAUCUGGUGCUGACCAGCCCUAUUCCUCAUGAGUUGGGGGGAAGAAGCCAUUGUUCUUAAUUUUCACUUAAUAUGAAAGCGUCUGUUUCAAAAAAUGUUUCUUCCUGCUGGAAAAAAAAAAUGUAUUUUUAAAAGGGAAAAAAAUUCUCUUUUUGGCUAUAAGAAAAAGUCAGCUGUAUGAGCAGGUGUGACCAUAUCAUAACAUGCUGAUAUGAUAUAAAUCAAUAAAUUUUUACCUCUCAG